Messenger RNA from Talaromyces stipitatus ATCC 10500, 2207 nucleotides. RefSeq lists its product as uncharacterized. Gene Ontology annotation, cellular component: cytosol; ubiquitin ligase complex; nucleus. NCBI's taxonomy places the organism in Eukaryota, Fungi, Ascomycota, Eurotiomycetes, Eurotiales, Trichocomaceae. Bases 69 to 2207 code for a protein of 712 amino acids. Gene Ontology annotation, biological process: protein polyubiquitination; protein autoubiquitination; protein monoubiquitination. Gene Ontology annotation, molecular function: ubiquitin protein ligase activity; cyclin binding; ubiquitin conjugating enzyme binding. The transcript is spliced from 5 exons. The record is from RefSeq and is a predicted model, not a curated record.
CCUGGUCCGACAACCAGCAUUAUAACACACCAUGGCACAUUGCUGAGCGCAGCGAUCGACGGAUUAUCAUGGCGGGACCACCUGCCUUAUUCUUAUAUGCUGAGCUCUUACCGAACAUUCGCCAACUAACCCUCCACGUGUCUCUCCCAAGCUCACCCUCCGGUAUCGAUAUUAGGGAAUCUACAAUAACGCUGUCUGAAUCCUGCCGUGCAGUUACAGUUUUCACGCUUCAUCAAGGUGUGGAACUGGUAGAAACGCUGAAACUACCUGCCAGAGUCACCGACGCCUCAAGAAGGAAUCUCAGCUUUGCAGGACAUCGCGUCGAUAUAGGAGCAACCGAGUCGAAGGCGCAAAUAGUCGAAUAUUCAUUUCGAUUACAAGUUGAUCCGAACGAGAAUGGACUAGCGUUGCGAAACCAAGAUAUUCAGGAAGACGAUUAUGUUCCGUGGACCGCGAACGACUUGUCCACCUGCAUCUCGUUACAUUGUAGGCUCUGCAGGCAGAUGAUACUCGAUACUUCCUCAAAGCCCGAUUUAAAUACCUGGCAGUGGAAAGACCUUCCAAGCGGUAACUGGGCUGAGAUGAUGGAUUUUUGGCACUGUCAUAAACCCGAUGUGCAUCCCGAUGAAAAACAGGGCCAAAAGAAUAUUGAAGAACAAAAUGCUUCCGUCAAGGGAUAUGGAGCUUCUAAUCGGGUAGUUGCAACACCGCGGACUGGUCUUGUUGAUGUUGCCUCUUUCCUGGUGGCAGAAAGUGACUGUUAUAAUAUUAAAGUGCUCCAACCACGGCCAAUCUCAGCUUCCGCAAAAUCAACGUUACACGGCGGAAAGGACGCAAGGAAUAUAAGAUGCUCCGGAUGCAGUGCAAUCAUCGGAACGGAAGACUCCGUCGCAGAAGGUCUGAGACUAUACAAGAACAACAUCUCCGUCGGACGUAGAGAUGCAACCGAACAUGCAUACGAAACAUAUUCAGUCGAUAUCAUCACAAGUGCCCAACUCUUGGAUCUGAUUGACCAUGAAGGUGUUCGACGAUUUGUCAUUCAUGCUGGUCAGUCAGACGGUAUUCUGUUAUGGGCCUUUAACCCAGAUCUUCGAUACUCAAGCUCUAGCGCAGAUCAUAGCAUUAUAUCAAGGCGAGCCAUGAAAGUCCUAUAUCAGAACGUGACAGACGUCGAAGGUAUACUAGAACCUGAAAAUGGAGCACCAACGUCCCUCUCUCUGGAAGAAUUAUUCCUGCCCGAAAAUAUAUAUAACGAAUUGGUUCUGUCACUGCAACGCACUAACCUGCUGAUACCCGUAUCUGCAAGGAUAUUUCAAACGUACGUGACGAUCAUGAUCUCUGAUAACAGCUUAAGAAGAAGUACGCUUGAUCAAUGGCCGAGCCGUAUGGCCGUUCAGGUGUUACAGUGUUACAAGGGAGUACACAAUGGACGUGGCGUACUACCUUAUACCACUUUUUCCUUCGCAGAAAUCUAUAUCAUGGCUUCAAAGUGCAUCCACCCCCUAAUUCAAGAGCGUCCGGAUCUGGCCCGCGAAACCCAAGAAUGCGAUCCAGAAUGCACAGUCGAACAAUAUUCAUCAACUUACGAGGGCAGUUAUCGAAAAUGGGCGAGCAAGCAACAGUUCAUGUCACUUGUAAGAUCCCUCAAUGCUCUCGAUGUACCAAGCGCACAACACAUUGAAGACAUUCACGAUAUCUCAGCAGAUGAUAUGAAGCCAAUAUUCAACUUGGACCAGAUGAAAAAAACAACAUCUGAAGUUCCCGAGCUCCUCAUUUCCAAUUCUUUAUCUCCAUCAGACAAUCAUUUGGAAUGUACGUGGGGAAACGCAGACGAUAUUCCGACACGAGUACCAAGUGCAGCGUUAGAAGAGUUUCCGCCUCUUGUCAGGUGUCGCAAUGACUCUGCAAUGGGAUACCUAGAUGACUUCACGAAUGACAUGGAUUAUGAGGAUAGCGACUCUGUGUCAUCGGAUUGGUCUUUCUACUCGCAUCUGAACGUGGACGAAGAUGGUCUGGGUCGUGCUAUGGAAGGAGAUCCGGAAGACUCAAGCACGUCUUCAUGCAAGGAGCAGAGCUGUCGGAGUACUGAAAGUAAGGACAAUAAAAGUUGGGCUUUUAUUUUACCGGCGAGCAGUCCGAUGCAAAUACAACGGCCCUGCAGGAGUACUUUACAUGCAGACGAGGUUUCGUCGAAAUGCUUGGAUUGA